AUGUCUGUCUCAGCACAACUUGGUACUUCUGCCUAUACCAAUUCGUUCAAAAAAAUCAGCGGUCCUGUAGUGGAACGAGAUGGUUUAAUUCAAGUUCCCGAACAAGACGUCAGUAAGAUCAAGUAUAUAGAGUACCUUCCAACAUGGACUAAGGAGGAAAAGUAUAUUCCCUUGAAGUUUUUUAAACAUGUUGAUCCUGGUUCCCGAGCAGAUCCUGAAUUCGGUCUGUUGUUUCCUAAAUCUGGAAGCUCUAUUAGAAAGCCGAUCACUCCAAAAUUCGGAACAACUGUGGAAAAUGUUCAAUUGUCUCAAUUAGAUGCCAAGGGAAAGGAUGAAUUGGCCCUUCUUGUUGCCCAAAGAGGUGUUGUUGUGUUUAAGAACCAAGAUUUGGCUGAAAAAGGUCCACGCUUUGCAGUUGAAUAUGGUAAGCAUUUUGGUCCCUUACACAUUCAUCCAACAUCUGGUGCUCCUCCAAACGCACCAGAAUUGCACACUGUUUACAGAACACCCAAAGUGGAAAACUUAUUCGAACAUAGCGUAAAUUUGUUAGGCUGGCACUCCGAUGUUACAUAUGAAAUGCAGCCAGCUGGUACAACUUUCUUUUCUGUAAUUCAAGGUCCUGAGGCAGGAGGUGAUACUUUGUUUGCCAACACCGCAGAGGCCUACGAAAGAUUGUCUCCUGCUUGGCAAGAGUUCUUGGGAGGAUUGUCUGCUGUACAUUCUGCUAUACAACAAGCAUCAGCUUCAAAGAACGAAAUAGGAAUAGUCAAAAGGGAUGCAGUGGAAAACAUUCAUCCUAUUAUCAGAACCCACCCAGUUACUGGUAAGAAGUCUAUUUUUGUGAAUUCCGGUUUCACCCGGUCAAUUGUUGGCUUGAAGAGUGAAGAGUCUGCUACAAUUUUGAACUUUUUGUUUGACUUGAUUGGGAACUCCCAUGAUUUACAGUUAAGAGUCAAGUGGGAGCCCAAUACUGUUGUCAUUUGGGACAACAGAGUUACAAAUCACACUGCCAUCUUUGAUUGGGAUUCUUCAGAACCAAGAUUGGCUUUCAGAAUUACUCCUCAGGCAGAAAGACCUGUGAAUAAUUUAGUUGACUUGAAUAAGGAAGAUACUAAUAAAGUAUACAAAGGUCAACUCUAG
Lizanozyma spartinae is the source of this 1140-nucleotide messenger RNA. Its product is annotated as TauD/TfdA dioxygenase family protein. Gene Ontology annotation, biological process: sulfur compound catabolic process. The record is from RefSeq and is a predicted model, not a curated record. Bases 1 to 1140 code for a protein of 379 amino acids. Gene Ontology annotation, cellular component: cytoplasm. The transcript has a single exon. NCBI's taxonomy places the organism in Eukaryota, Fungi, Ascomycota, Pichiomycetes, Serinales, Debaryomycetaceae. Gene Ontology annotation, molecular function: sulfonate dioxygenase activity.